Populus nigra (black poplar) is the source of this 1617-nucleotide messenger RNA. RefSeq names its product berberine bridge enzyme-like 17. The transcript has a single exon. The record is from RefSeq and is a predicted model, not a curated record. The annotation marks the transcript as partial. Lineage: Eukaryota; Viridiplantae; Streptophyta; Magnoliopsida; Malpighiales; Salicaceae. Gene Ontology annotation, molecular function: oxidoreductase activity; FAD binding.
AAAUCUGUAAACAAACUCAUUCUCAAAAUGGCUUCAAUUUCAGUAGCGUUCACAAUACUUUCAGUCCUUUUGUCUUCAGUUUCUUUGGCAACUUCUGAUCCAGCUUUUGACAACUUUCUCCAAUGCCUUCAUAACCAUAUUAACCCCUCAGACCCCAUCUCUGAAGCCAUCUUCACGCCAGCAAGUUCUUCAUUUGAAUCUGUUCUACAAGCCUAUAUAAAAAACGGAAGGUUUUUGACACCUACAACCCCGAAACCCCUUGCUGUAAUAGCUGCCGGACAUGAAUCCCACGUCCAAGCAACUAUUAUUUGUGCAAAGUUUCAUGGUUUGCAAAUUAGAAUCCGGAGUGGUGGCCAUGAUUGCGAGGGCCUUUCCUAUAGAUCUAACACUCCGGUUGUCCUCCUCGACAUGUUUAAUCUUCGGUCCAUCGACAUUGAUAUUCAAAACGAGACAGCUUGGGUCCAAGCAGGAGCAACUCUUGGUGAACUUUACUAUAGCAUUGCUAACAAAAGCAAAGUUCAUGCUUUUCCAGCAGGGGUUUGCCCUACUAUUGGCGUAGGCGGUCAUGUUAGUCAAGGCGGAUAUGGGAAUAUGUUGCGAAAAUAUGGUCUUUCUAUAGACAAUGUCAUUGAUGCACAAAUAAUAAAUGCAAAUGGCACAAUUCUGAAUAGAGAAACAAUGGGAGAAGAUCUAUUCUGGGCUAUUCGAGGAGGCGGCGGGGCAAGUUUCGGAGUCAUUCUAUCAUGGAAGAUCAAGUUGGUCUCGGUUCCUGAGAUAGUUACUGUGAUCCAUGUAGAAAGGUUCUUGGAGCAAGGUGCAACUGAUAUUGUUUAUCAAUGGCAACAAGUUGCUCACAAUCUAGACAAUGACCUUUUCAUAAGGGCAAUGCCGCAAGUUGUGAAUGGAAGCCGCCCCAAUGAGAAGACUGUUAAAGUCUCCUUUAUCGGCUUCUUUCUUGGACAAAUGGAUAGACUUCUUCAAUUGGUAAACGAGAGCUUUCCCCUUUUAGGGCUAAAGCAAAACGAGUGCAAGGAAUUAAGUUGGAUUGAAUCCACAAUUUUUUGGGCAGAUUUUCCUAAUGGAACAUCCAUUGAUGUUUUGCUCAACAGGCCUUCAAAACCAGUGACAACUUUUUACAAAACCAAGUCUGAUUAUGUGAAGAAUGUGAUUCCGAAGGAAGGGUUAGAAUCUAUUUGGAAGAUGCUGCUGCUUAGAGAUUGGAACAUGAGGAUGGAAUGGAAUCCUUAUGGUGGAAAAAUGAAUGAGAUUUCUGAAACUGAAACUGCAUUUCCACACAGAUCUGGUUACCUUUUCAAGAUUCAAUAUUCCACAUCAUGGGCAGAUGAGGCUAAUAUUGACAACCAAAUUAACUGGUUAAGAGAUGUGUAUGCUGGUAUGCAAACAUAUGUGACCAAGAACCCUAGGGAGGUAUUUAUGAAUUAUAGAGAUCUUGACAUUGGUAGUAAUCCAAGCAACCAGACAGACUUUAAGAAUGCUGAAGUUUAUGGGCAUAAGUUUUUCAAGAACAACUUCCAAAGGCUGACAAAGGUGAAGGCUGCAAUUGAUCCAGAUAAUUUCUUCAAACAUGAACAAAGUAUUCCUCCAUAUCCAGUUUAG